AUGGAAACAUGCUAUCGCGGUGAUACGGCACGAGCGGGCUGGACACACGACUCGGAUCUAGUCGAUGGUAAUCGUACAACGGAAGCGCUACUUCUCGAGGAAAUUACUCUUCCCGGUGGCAACUACCUGACAUACAAUGAAGAUGGGAAAAUCGUUGGCUGCGUGUACACCCUAGUCAAUGCGGAAGAUAAUACAUGUUUUGUUGGAAGUUUGUGUGUUCAUCCAACGAUUCAAUCACAAGGACUGGGAAAAAAGUUGAUGACGGCGGCAGAAGAUUUGGCGAGGCAGGCUGGCUGCACGAAACUUUGUAUGAAAGUUCUAACCACACGAACAGAACUGAUUGCAUGGUACGAGAAAUUGGGUUUCAAAUAUGUUGGUCAAAAUUUUCCAUUUCCCGAGGGAUGCGGAAGACCAAAGAUUCCACUAGAGCUUGGUUCUUGGGAAAAACAAUUGGAAUAA
Molecule: messenger RNA, 459 nt
Organism: Bradysia coprophila
Lineage: Eukaryota; Metazoa; Arthropoda; Insecta; Diptera; Sciaridae
Product: putative N-acetyltransferase YjgM
Molecular function (GO): acyltransferase activity, transferring groups other than amino-acyl groups
Source: RefSeq, a predicted model, not a curated record